Papaver somniferum (opium poppy) is the source of this 3123-nucleotide messenger RNA. RefSeq names its product pentatricopeptide repeat-containing protein At1g12620-like. The coding region runs from base 257 to 2212 and encodes 651 amino acids. The transcript has a single exon. Lineage: Eukaryota; Viridiplantae; Streptophyta; Magnoliopsida; Ranunculales; Papaveraceae. Gene Ontology annotation, molecular function: protein binding. The record is from RefSeq and is a predicted model, not a curated record.
AACCCCAUGGAAAGUCGUUGAGUAGUAGGACUGAAGAAGAAGAAGGGUAGCACUGAAUGGCAUUAAAGGUUUCAUCUUUGAUCAAUUCAAAGCAAAUUCUAAAAAGUUAUGUUUAAAUUCGUUAUUUUCUUCAAUUUCAAGUGAAAUUCCUUCAAAUGAUACUCCUAAAGCCACUGAUUUCGAAGUAAAAAUACGUGCUUUAAGGAAGAACUUAAAUCCUGAUAACUUACUUAGGGUUUUAAAUUCAACUCAUGAUAUGAAGACAUCGAUAGAGAUAAUAAAAUGGGUUUCUGUACAGAAACGGUUUUGUCAUACCCCUGAUACUUAUACUAACAUGAUUCUGAAAUUAGGUAUGGUGGGAAAAACUGAAGAAAUGGAAGUUGUUUGUUUGAAUAUGGUUAAGGAAAAGUGCAUAGGAAUUGAAGAAGUCUUUUCUGAAUUAAUUGCUAGUUUUGUUGAUAAUAAUAGAUUUAAAGAAGCUUUAAGAGUUCUCGAAAUUAUGAAUUCCGCAAAGGUAAAACCGUCUAUACGGAUAUGUAAUGUACUAAUAGGUACUCUUGUAGAGGAGAAAAAUGAUUUUCUAUCGAUAUUGUUUGCUUAUAAAGAGAUGGUGAAAGCUGGAAUUGUACCAAAUGUUGACACAUUGAAUUACUUGAUACAAGUUUUGUUGGAAGAUGGUCGGAUUGAAGUUGCGUUAGAUCAGUACAGGAGAAUGGAUAAGAAAGGAUGUAAGCCUAAUGGUAGGACUUUUGAGAUACUUAUAAAGGGUUUGUGUAUGAGAGACCGGGUUGCUGAAUCAGUUAUAGUUUUGGAUGAGAUGUUUGAGAUUGAAUGUACAUUGGAUGUGAGUUUUUAUUGUGCUGUAAUACCUGUUUACUGCGAAGCUAAUAAACUAAAUGUUGGACUGAGAUUGUUUAGUAAGAUGCGAGAUACUGGUACAUUGCCUGGUUUGUUAAUUUAUAAGGUUUUGGUGGAGAGUUUGUGUGCAGAACGGAGGUUAGAUGAGGCGGUUAAGCUUUUCAAAGAUAUGGUAGAUAAUGGUAUAGACCCUGUGGUUGAUAUAUUUGUUGAUAUUGUUUGUGGGCUCGGUAAAGUUGGGAAAUUUAGUGAAGCGUCCGAUUUCUUGGAGGAGAAUUCUGUGUUUGAUAUUUCUCCGCACAAUGAGUUGCUUCAAGGUUACUGCAACAGUGGUAGGCUUUACGAGGGAAGUAAGUUUCUCGAGAAAAUGGUUGAGAAGAAUGUAGCUGAUAGUUUUUCUUGGAGUAUUCUUAUCCGAGGGAUUUGUGAACUAGGAAAAGUUACAAAGGCGUUUGAAGUUCUUAAUAGAAUGGUGAUUUUGUCAUACAUUCCCGAUGUUGCUACUUAUUCCGCUCUUAUAUGUAGACACUGUCGACAGAACAAGUAUCAAGAGGCUCUCGAGCCAUUUCAUUCAGUUCAUGUUAAGAAGUGGGUUUUAGAGUCAAACUCCUUCGAACAACUAAUUGAAGGCCUAUGCAGUGUUAACAUGAUGGAAGAAGCAUUGUCGGUGUACCAUUAUAUGUCUACCAACGGUAUCAGUAUGAGAACAUCGUCAUUCAAUAUCUUGCUCAAAUGUAUGCUUACAGGAAAUGCUGAUGAAGCAAUCAGCCUGUUCAAGUCUUCGGAGUUUCGUUCUGGUACUUCCGGCUGUCUUGAGACGUACAAUAUCAUCAUGCAUGGGUUGCUAAAGUUGGGUAGGGCAGCAGAUGUGUUAGUACAGUUCUCUCAAAUGUUGGUGCAGGGCUGUACGUUAGAUGUGGAGACUUACAAUGUCCUAAUAUGUAGCAUGUGCGCAGAAAGCAGAGCAAGUGAUUGUGCUCUACUGUUAAGUCAGAUGCUUGCAGUUGGGUUUGUUCCAGAUUCAGAGACCUUAGAGAUACUGAUGUCCUGUAUGGCGAGCCAUUCUCGGUUACAUCUGCUUACACACUCAAUGGAUAAGCUGGCUUUAAGGGAUGGAAUUCUGACUGUUCCAAUGUACAACAUGUUGAUCAACUGUCUCUGCAAGGAAGGUCAUAAACAUGACGCCUGUAGAUUCUUAGAUCAAAUGUUGGAGAAAGGGUGGGUCCCAGAUGCUGCUACACACGGUUUGUUAAUCGGCAGAAAUAAUAGAGAUGAAGCUGGUUCAGAAGCAGAGUUAAUUGAAGACCAGGAUCAAGUUUGCAAUAUAUUGGCGGAGGGGUUGACAAAAACAUAAGAAACUCGGGUACUGAUGAUAUAGGAGGUUGAAAAUUAUACUAAAAUUAAACCAGAAGGCAGUGUACUCACCAAUCAGCAUUCCAAGUCUUCAACACAGAAUCACUCCACCUGUCUUCACAUCUCAACCUGGUUCAAGAGUGUGGACUCCGUCACCUACAGGGGAAUUCUCUGUCAAAUCAACCUGCAAUGCUUUGACAGCACAUGACCCAGGUAACCCGCAAUUUCCAUCUUAAAAAAUCUGGAGCCAUCAUGUCCCACCAAGAGUAAUUUUUUUAUAUGGACGUUUGCACUUAACAAAAUCUCUACUCAAGACGCACACUCCAAAGGAGAAGUUUUGAGUUGGCCCAGUAGGUGCCCUUUCUGUCAAAACCAACUAGAAUCAACAUAGCACCUCCUUUUAAAUUGUCUAUUUGCCUUCAAAGUUUGGCGUUUCUCAUGCCCUACCACCACCAAUGGACACCUACACAAUCAGUUAUGCAAUUGUCACAAUCAUGGUCUACCUGCCAAGGGUAUGCAGGGCCCUGCAAGGGUCACAGGAGACAUGGUUCCUGACAGUGGAGUUUGUGGAAUGAAUAAAGAAUUCACCAUGAGAAAACUCAUUUCCAAGCAACUCUUGGAAGUUAAGGCUGCUCUUAUAACACGGAGUUCAGCUUUCAGUAGUGUCUUAGGAAAGCUAGUUCCAGUAUGUAUUGUUUCCCAUUUAUCCUAUUCGAGAUGUAACCUUUUUUUUGACAGAUUUCUUGUUAUUUUUUUUUUAUUUUUUACUUGUAACAAUCUUUCUUUCACGAUCAAAAAUGAAACUUAUGAAACUCAUUCAACAUUAUCUUGAUUAUCCUGCUGCUCAGAUUCAUCUAUCUUAAUUCCCUCCGUCUCUGUGAACUCCCCAUGAUUUUAUGUAACGCAUAUUAC